AUGCUCCGCCCGACGACGACCUACCGCACGACGACGAUGCUGGCCCGCGGCUAUAGCGCGGCUGCCGGCAAGAUUGGCGUCAUUGGCCUUGGCCAGAUGGGCGGCCACAUGGCCCGCAACCUCGCCGCCGCCGGCAACCACCUCGUGGUCUUUGACGUCGUCGACGCCAACGUGCAGGCGGCCAAGGCGCACGGCAAGGUCGAGGCGGCCGCGACGCCGCGCGAUGUCGCCAAGCAGUGCCACACGAUCGUGACCAUGCUGCCGUCGACGCCGCACGUGUCGGACGUCUACCUUGGCCCGCAUGGCCUCAUCCACGAGCUCACGAAAGAUCACCUUCUGAUUGACUCGAGCACGAUCGACCCAACGUUCACCAAGACGCUGUCGGCGACCAUCUCGGAGACGGGCGCGCUCAUCAUCGACGCGCCGGUCUCGGGCGGCGUCAACGGCGCCAAGAACGCCACCUUGACCUUCAUGGUCGGCGGGUCGAAACCCGCGUUUGACAAGGCGCAGACGGUCCUCAAGCAAAUGGGCAAGAACAUCGUGCACUGCGGUGGCCCCUCGACGGGCCAGGCCGCCAAGAUCUGCAACAACCUGGCGCUGGCGAUCCAGAUGACGUCGGUGGCCGAGGCCCUUACGCUCGGUGAGAAGCUCGGCCUCGACCCCAAGGUCCUCUCGAGCAUCAUGAACACGUCGACGUCGCAGUGCUGGUCGACGACCGCCAACAACCCGUACCCGGGUGUCAUGGAGGGCGUGCCGUCGAGCAACGACUACAACGGCGGGUUCGCAUCCGUGCUCAUGCGCAAGGACCUCGGCCUCGCGAUUGACGCGGCCAAGAGCGUCGAGGCGUCGAUUCCGCUCACGUCGAGCGUGCACCAGUUUUACAACAUGAUUGUCAACCAGGGCAACGGCAAGAAGGACUUUGGCUACAUUCUCAAGUUUCUGCAAGGCAAAGCCUAA
Saprolegnia parasitica CBS 223.65 is the source of this 957-nucleotide messenger RNA. RefSeq names its product 3-hydroxyisobutyrate dehydrogenase. Gene Ontology annotation, biological process: L-valine catabolic process. The record is from RefSeq and is a predicted model, not a curated record. Gene Ontology annotation, molecular function: NADP binding; NAD binding; 3-hydroxyisobutyrate dehydrogenase activity. Bases 1 to 957 code for a protein of 318 amino acids. The transcript is spliced from 3 exons. NCBI's taxonomy places the organism in Eukaryota, Oomycota, Saprolegniomycetes, Saprolegniales, Saprolegniaceae.